AUGAUUGUCUCCGGUUCUUUCAAAGAGAUAGUUAGGGUUUGGGACGUGAAAUCCAACAAAUUCUUGAAGGUGCUUCCUGCGCAUUCUGAUCCCGUAACUGAUGUUAACUUUAAUCGAGACUGGACAUUAAUAAUGUCCAGUAGCUACGAUGGAUUGUGUAGGAUUUGGAUGCAUCUACAGGGUACCCUGGAUAGUACAUUGGCGAGUGAAUUCUUAUUUCUUUUCCUUGAAAUCAAGGUUAUGGACCUAUCAACUGGCAAGUUCUUAAAGACUAACAAUGUCCACACAAACUCAAAAUACUGCAUGUUAUCAGCAUUUUCAAUCACAAAUGGCACAUACAUCGUGAGUGGCUCAGAGGACAAUUGUGUAUACUUAUGGGAACUUCAAACAAGAAAAAUAGUCCAAAAACUUGAAGGUCACACAGAUGUUGUAAUAAUAGUUGCUUGUCACCUAAUUGAGAAUAUGAUUGCUUCAGGUGCUCUUGAAAAUGAUAAAACAGUGAAGAUUUGGAUUCAGGAGAUCAACAAAAUAGAGGAUCAAACAGAUGCAAUUGAAACAGUAAUUCAAUAA
Molecule: messenger RNA, 570 nt
Organism: Lactuca virosa
Lineage: Eukaryota; Viridiplantae; Streptophyta; Magnoliopsida; Asterales; Asteraceae
Source: the annotation of a GenBank genome assembly